AUGCGCUGGGCUGAGUUGAGCGAUGAUGCACAGGUUACCGUCGAUGUUGGCUUCGGCGGCGCUUUCUACGUCAUCGUCUCCGCUUCAGCAUUGGGGUUUCCUGCUUCACUUACGAAACCCGACAUUUCAGGGCUCAGUAACGCCGCGAAGGUGUUGAAAGAGACGUUUAAUGCCUCGCCCGAUCUUCGAGGCCGUCUACACAACCCAGACGACGAAAGCCCGCAAUACUUGUAUGGCGUCAUGAUCACAGACACAGGUAGCAAUGACAAAGUUCCCACGACACCGGGCUGUGUAGGCGCAGAGACAGGCCUGUACUUCUUUGGCGACCAGCAGAUUGAUCGGAGUCCAACAGGCUCUGUUGUGCAGGCGAGAGUGGCUUUGGCCAUGGCGAAAGGCCAGAGGAAACUGGGCGAGCCAAGGGCAUAUCAUAGCCUGGUCUCAAGAGCUGUUGAGGGGUACAAGAAUGCCUUUGUUGGUACGGCAGUAGAAGAGGUUGAGGUUGGCGGAGACAAAGCUUGGAGGAUCGAGGCCUUCUACAUUGGAUCAAGUGCGUUCGUGGCAGAAGCAGAGGACGAUAUCGGCAAGGGGUUCUCAUUCCAGUCGCUGGGCAUUUGA
Colletotrichum spaethianum is the source of this 615-nucleotide messenger RNA. Its product is annotated as transaldolase. Gene Ontology annotation, molecular function: hydro-lyase activity. Lineage: Eukaryota; Fungi; Ascomycota; Sordariomycetes; Glomerellales; Glomerellaceae. The coding region runs from base 1 to 615 and encodes 204 amino acids. The record is from RefSeq and is a predicted model, not a curated record. The transcript is spliced from 2 exons.